Frankliniella occidentalis (western flower thrips) is the source of this 1926-nucleotide messenger RNA. RefSeq names its product gastrula zinc finger protein xLCGF3.1-like. Lineage: Eukaryota; Metazoa; Arthropoda; Insecta; Thysanoptera; Thripidae. The record is from RefSeq and is a predicted model, not a curated record. The transcript is spliced from 4 exons. The coding region runs from base 595 to 1437 and encodes 280 amino acids.
CGCCACCGGAGCGGGAGAUCAAAGAGCCGAUCCAACUUCCUGAUGCCAAUCGGUCUGCCCGUCUCGACUCGACGGCCGUCAGGAGGACCGCGAGGCGACGGGCGGUGAUCCACAAGCGUGCACUACCGCGACCUGGAGAGAUACAAUUCUGACUCGGCGAGGGCGAGCUGCGGGCUCGGACGCUAGGAAUCUAUCUCACUCUUACCCGCGCACCCGGUUAACCGGGGUACCGACCCGCCCGGGUAAGACGUGAGACCCGUUCGUUUACCCGGUUCCUACCCGUGUAUCCGCGGAUCCGGGUUUGGAGAGCCCUAGUUCGGACGCCGUCAGGCAAACUAAGCGAAGUUCCACGUGUUUCUUCGUUAUAGUGAGGUUCCCCGUCAUCGCUGCAGACAAGUUCAGAGACGGUUCUCACAAGUUCGCGAAACGAGCAGAGCACAAGGAUCUUUUUAAAAACAGUGAAGUGAAACUUUGGUGCGCUUUGGUGGUGCCACACUGAGCGUCGAGGGUACAUCAUUUUCCACUGUGGCUGCCAGUCGUGGAGGUUAGGAGGACCCUUGAUUCUCCUUGCGGCUCCCUGGCUAUAUUUUCACAAUGCCCCAUCAACGCGGUGUUGGCUCAGAAGAGAUUUCUUCUCAAGCAGGACACGUGGCUCCCGUAAAAAAGAUGCAUGCAAGAAGGGAGCUAUUUGAUUGCACUGUUUGCCUCAAGAAAUUAUCUUGCGGCAGUGCUCUGCAAAGACAUCUCCAAACGCACACUGGAGAAAGGCCUUUUGAGUGUACAGUGUGCGAGAAGAAAUUUUCGCGGAACGGAAAUUUGCGUGAUCAUCUCCGAACGCAUACAGGAGAAAAGCCGUUUGAGUGUACAGUCUGCAACAAGAAAUUUUCGCAAAGUAAUGAAUUGCGUGUUCAUCUCCGUACGCACACUGGAGAAAAGCCGUUUGAGUGUACGCUCUGCAACAAGAAAUUUUCGAAUGGUGGGCAUUUGCGUGAUCAUCUCCGUACGCACACAGGAGAAAAGCCUUUUGAGUGUACAGUGUGCAAGAAGACGUUUUCGAGAGGUGGGCAUUUGCGUCGUCAUCUCCGUACGCACACUGGAGAAAAGCCUUUUCAGUGCACAAUCUGCAACAAGAAAUUUUCGAACAGUUCGGCUUUGCAUAUUCAUCUCCUAACGCAUACUGGAGAAAAGCCUUUUGAGUGUACAGUGUGCAACAAGAAAUUCUCGCAAGGUGGGCAUUUCCGUGCUCAUUUACGAAUGCAUUCUGGAGAAAAGCCUUUUCAGUGUACAGAGUGUUACAAGAAAUUUGCGGAAAGUGGGACUUUGCGUGAUCAUCUCCGAACCCACACGGGAGAAAAGCCUUUCGAGUGCACUGUGUGCCAUCAGACAUUCUCACAUCGUCAAGGUUUGCGUAUUCAUUCCAAAACCCACAUGACUUAGCAUUUAGAUGCAUUAGAUGCAUUGCAUACUGCCAACAUAUUUUCGGCGGGUGUCUAGUUAUCUUGCGUUUUCUAACUGCAAAUGGGCGUGUAUAGCUUUGAACAUUGGGUAAAAAUGUCCUAAACUAUUUUAAGUAAUCUGAAUGUACUUUCUGAUAUAGUUUGUAUUAAGCUUUUAUAUUGAAUUUUUAUUUGUUUUAAUUCUUUUUUGACCGGCAUAGAGUUUGACAUUGAAAAAGCAGAUCACCAUUUUGUUGGUGUAUCUAGGCUGGCUUGGCCUCGGAGCAGCUUGCUGAGUGAUUGCAAACCACUAAAUUGCGAGCAAAUUGUCGGAAUUACAACUAAGUUUACAUUAAAUAAAAAGAAAAAUUACUGAUUGUCAAUAAUAAAUACUGAUAAAACACCAACUUUACUGCUAUUUUUUUAAAUGCUGUGUGCUUUUUACCAUAAGAACGACUGCAAGGAAACGAAAAUAAAGUUGAUUACUCGA